Messenger RNA from Annulohypoxylon truncatum, 2042 nucleotides. RefSeq lists its product as uncharacterized. NCBI's taxonomy places the organism in Eukaryota, Fungi, Ascomycota, Sordariomycetes, Xylariales, Hypoxylaceae. The transcript is spliced from 5 exons. The record is from RefSeq and is a predicted model, not a curated record. Bases 232 to 1980 code for a protein of 582 amino acids.
AAUAGUUUCCCGCAGGCUGUGACUCAACAUUGGGUUGGUCAAGCUGUGCCUCCGGUAAUCAGGGAAAUCGCCUACUUUGACUUUAGCUGAUUAUUUUUUGGACUGUCAUCCUACCUAUAUUAUAUAAUGACAUUUUUAAAAUCCCGUUUCCAGUUCGGCUUUACUCGGUUUACGUUUGAAGAUAGUAUUCUCUUGAUCCGGAUCGAACCUACCUAGGUAGUCAUCAGAGUGAUGCCGCUUCAAAACCGACCUGAUAUCACGGAUAGUGCGGUAGUUGAAAUAGGUUCAGGAGCUACUAAUGAUAACAUCGUGAAACGAAUUGAAGACAAAAAGUCUUGUGAUGUUGACAAGACUUCAUGGGGUAUCUUCUCUUGGGACAUAAUAUGCUCCAGUCCAUGGGACGAAGACGUCCUCUUUGCUCGCGUCCAAAACAGCGAGCUGAAAAAUGAAUAUACUAUGAUACAAUAUAAACGGCAGAUUGAUUGUUUGUUGAAGAUUAUCUAUAACAUUGGAAAGGAGCCAUUAAACCUCUCGAGAAGACCACCUCCACCAUAUUAUGAGCUAGAUGAACGUGAGCCGCCAUGUCCUAGCUUAACGGAGAACUCCACGGUUUCUGAAUCACCAUUUUCGAUACGGACGGUCUUCACAAGGUCAUGUCGUUCGGAUGCUCUCAUGUCUCUAGAUGAUGAGGCCAAACGGGGACAGAAUAUAGAAAAUCAGGGCCCCCAAAGGAAAUGCCAGAUCGAGACGGUUGCUCUGUGUGGGCUUGGGGCUCGUUUUUGGACAUUACCCAGUGAUCUAGAGCAUUUGGAUUUGUCUAAUACGGUCACUUCAACAGACACAUCGUCCUCGGAUGAUGAUGAGGAUGAUGACCCUUUUGAUAUCCUACACCAGGCUAUCAGACAAGCAUUUUCAUCUAAUGCACAACUGGCGGGAAAAAUCAUUAACUACCUUGACCAACUCCCCCUAGAUCGCCGGGCACAAGUCUACGGAUACAGGACUAUUACACGGGGCCGUGAACAGGGAUCUGGUUGUCCUGGUAACCCAGACUAUGACGAUGAUGGCUCUAGGUCUAGAAAAAGAACAAGGGCCAACGGGGCUUCCCAGAAAGUCUCGGAGCGCAAUCAAAUUGAUGAAGAUGCUGAGGACGAGAACCAAGUCGCAGUUGCGCGUCGCCCUUCAGCAGAGCAGUCUCCAAAAAGAUACGCUUGCGCUUACUACAAGUCCGAUGGAGCUAAAUAUGGACCGAGGGCUGCUCUAAGAUACAAGUCAUGUGGAGGUCCCGGAUGGAAAGUAUUUAAUCAUUAUAAGCGUCACUUAGAACGGAUUCAUCUCUUACACCAAUGUUCUCGAUGCGGUGAUAUUUUCGAGAAGCCUGAUGAACUUCACAACCAUUUGGCUCAAGACACAAGAUGUACCAGAUCGGAAGGGGUCGAACGAGAAGGGAUGUCACAGCAAAGAUGGGACGAACUGAAGCAGAUAUUCAAAAGAAAUCGUAGAGGGCAUGACAAUCCUUCGGAUGAGGAGCGAUGGUUCCUUGCCUGGGAUGUUUUAUUUCCUGGAAUGGACAGACCAGCUACGCCCUACUAUGAGAAACCACCUCUUCCUCUUAUGUUCACCCAGAUGCAAGGAAUCUUUGAGGCUGGCCUUAAUGAUAUGCCAGAAGUAUCUCGGGAUUCAGUUCUACGAGAUAGAAUCAUGGGAUUACUUGUGAAUGCCAUUGACGCAGCAACUCGGAGCGCACCAUUGGAGUUUGAAGCUUACAGUGCUCAUAAUGGUCUCCCGCCGGCGCCGGUACCGACGUUCGGUAAUACUAAUACGAACCAGAUAAGUUACGUUGGAACAAACCCUGCGUUUGACUGGAGUACUGUAGCCCCAGUUGGUGAGCCGGACUAUCUGGAUAAUGAGAAUUUUCUGAAUGAUGUAUUGAAUAUCAACUCAUACGAUGCCGACGUGGAUUUUGACGCGGAAGGUACAUAAGAAGCCAGGGUGGCUGUCCUUAGGUCUCUUAAGAAUGGAUUUUCCAUGCUCGGGGGUGUGAC